CACACUCGCGCGCGCGCGCGCACGCACGCACACUCCCAGAGUUAGGAUGCUCUGUCUCUGCCUCCGUGGCAAGGUCCAGCAGAUUCCAGGAGGCUUGAGCCCAAGACUAUGAAAUGACCAUUCCUGGACACUUAGCAGCAAUCGCCAAGACACAUUUCGUCUGCCACGCAGUGGUGCUGAGAAAACUGAGAUUGCAAGAGGGAAGCCCCUCACUCUUCUCUCCCUCCCUCCUUCCUCUUCUUCUUCCUCCUCCUCCUCCUCCUUCUCCUCCCCCUCUCCCAGAGCCUGUGUGCGCUCUGCACAGUGAAGGGGCCGCUAUAAGCAGCGGUGGCUCUGGGCGCGGUGCUGCUGCUGCUUCUGCUGCUGCUGUUGCUGCUGCUGGAGCUGUUGCUGAGGGCAGGGAACGUCCUCGGGCUCCUGGGACUUCCCAAGUGGUGACUGCUGGACACGGACACAGAGUCGCGCCCUAGUUCUGCCAGUUGGGAGACGCGCCCGGAGAGUCCUCUUAGAACUACUCAGCUCAGCGGCUCCCCUCUUUGCAGCCCCGCCUCGCCCUGCUCUUCCAGAAAGUGGAGUGGAAUAGUUGGGGGGAGGGAGGUUUGCCUACUGCUUUUUCGGCUGCUCUUCGCACGGAAGUCCGUUGCUGCCGGGCGCUCUUCCACCCGCCACCCGCCCUCCACUUUUUUUUUUUCUUUCCGUGUCUAUUUGGGUGUUUUUGUAUCUUACUUGUUCCUCCAGUCAAGAUGAGGAAGGGUCUGGAGACUACAGCGGCCCGCUGCGGAUUGGGACUGGGAUACAUGCUGCAGAUGUUGGUGUUACCUGCCCUAGCCAUCCUUAGUGCCAGCAGCCCGGGCUCCGCAGCCCAAGAUGAUGAUUUUUUCCACGAGUUACCAGAAACUUUUCCAUCUGACCCUCCUGAGCCUCUGCCACAUUUCCUUAUUGAGCCUGAAGAAGCUUACAUUGUGAAAAACAAGCCCGUGAACCUGUACUGUAAAGCCAGUCCUGCCACCCAGAUUUACUUCAAGUGCAAUAGUGAAUGGGUUCAUCAGAAGGAUCAUAUUGUGGAUGAGAGAGUAGAUGAAACUUCUGGUCUCAUUGUCCGGGAAGUGAGUAUUGAGAUUUCCCGCCAACAAGUGGAAGAGCUCUUUGGCCUUGAAGAUUAUUGGUGCCAGUGUGUAGCCUGGAGCUCUGCAGGUACCACGAAGAGCCGGAAGGCCUAUGUGCGCAUUGCAUAUCUUCGGAAGACUUUUGAACAAGAACCUUUAGGGAAGGAAGUGUCUUUGGAACAGGAAGUCCUGCUCCAGUGUCGCCCACCUGAAGGCAUACCCAUGGCUGAGGUGGAGUGGUUGAAAAAUGAAGAAAUAAUUGAUCCUGUUGAAGAUCGGAAUUUUUAUAUUACCAUUGACCAUAACCUGAUUAUAAAGCAGGCUCGCCUCUCAGAUACCGCAAAUUACACAUGUGUUGCCAAAAACAUUGUUGCCAAAAGAAAAAGCACGACAGCAACUGUUAUAGUCUAUGUGAAUGGUGGAUGGUCCACUUGGACCGAAUGGUCUGUGUGUAACAGUCGAUGUGGACGAGGUUAUCAGAAACGUACAAGAACCUGCACCAACCCAGCCCCUCUCAAUGGGGGGGCCUUUUGUGAAGGACAAAGCGUUCAGAAAAUAGCCUGCACAACAUUGUGCCCAGUGGAUGGUCGGUGGACAGCAUGGAGCAAGUGGUCGACCUGUGGAACAGAGUGUACACAUUGGCGCAGGAGAGAGUGUUCGGCACCAGCCCCCAAGAAUGGAGGCAAGGACUGCGAGGGACUCGUUUUGCAAUCCAAGAACUGCACAGAUGGGCUAUGUAUGCAGAGUUUCAUUUAUCCUAUUUCAACUGAACAGAGAACCCAGAAUGAAUAUGGAUUUUCUUCGGCUCCUGAUUCUGAUGAUGUUGCCCUCUAUGUUGGUGUGGUUAUAGCAGUGAUUGUAUGCUUGGCCAUCUCUGUGAUCGUGGCUCUAUUCAUAUAUCGGAAGAACCACAGGGACUUUGAGUCUGACAUCAUUGAUUCCUCAGCCCUCAACGGGGGAUUUCAGCCUGUGAACAUCAAGGCUGCAAGGCAAGAUCUCCUGGCGGUACCACCAGAUCUUACGUCAGCAGCAGCCAUGUACAGAGGCCCUGUUUAUGCUUUGCACGAUGUCUCAGACAAAAUCCCGAUGACCAACUCACCGAUCCUCGAUCCUCUACCCAACCUGAAAAUCAAAGUUUAUAAUACCUCGGGGGCUGUAACUCCCCAGGAUGACUUAACAGAUUUCACAGCCAAGCUGUCCCCACAAAUUACCCAGUCUCUGCUGGAAAGUGAGACUCUCAACAUGAAGAAUCAGAGCCUGGCAAGACAAACAGAUCCAUCCUGUACUGCUUUUGGAACUUUCAACUCUCUUGGUGGGCACCUCAUUGUCCCCAAUUCAGGAGUGAGUUUGCUGAUUCCUGCAGGGGCCAUUCCCCAAGGGAGAGUCUAUGAAAUGUAUGUGACUGUGCACAGGAAAGAGAAUAUGAGGCCCCCAGUAGAAGACAAUCAGACCCUUUUGACCCCAGUGGUGAGCUGUGGGCCUCCUGGAGCCCUGUUGACUCGACCUGUUAUUCUUACCAUGCAUCACUGUGCAGAGCCUGAAACAGAGGAUUGGAAGAUCCAGCUGAAGACUCAGACUCCACAGGGGCACUGGGAGGAUGUGGUAGUGGUUGGAGAGGAAAAUUUUACCACCCCAUGCUACAUUCAGCUGGACCUCGAGGCUUGCCACAUCCUCACAGAGACGCUGAGCACAUAUGCCUUGGUUGGACAGUCCACCACCAAAGCCGCAGCCAAGCGCCUCAAACUCGCCAUUUUUGGGCCACUGUCUUGCUCAUCUUUGGAAUACAGCAUUCGAGUCUACUGUCUAGAUGACACACAGGAUGCGCUUAAGGAAGUUCUGCAACUGGAGAGACAGAUGGGAGGACAGCUCCUGGACGAACCCAAGACUCUCCAUUUUAAAGGCAGCACCCAUAACCUGCGUUUGUCAAUUCAUGACAUAGCCCAUUCCCUCUGGAAGAGCAAACUGAUUGCUAAGUACCAGGAAAUUCCUUUUUACCAUAUCUGGAGCGGUUGUCAAAGAAAUCUCCAUUGUACCUUCACCUUGGAAAGAUUCAGCCUGACCACAGUGGAGUUAGUUUGUAAGCUCUGCGUGCGGCAGGUUGAGGGAGAAGGACAAAUCUUCCAGCUCUCCUGCACAGUGUCAGAGGAACCCACUGGCAUUGACUUUCCCCUUCUGGACCCAGCAAGUACCAUCACCACCAUCACAGGACCCAAUGCUUUCAGCAUCCCUCUCCCUAUUCGGCAGAAGCUCUGCAGCAGCCUCGAUGCCCCACAAACCAGAGGUCAUGACUGGAGGAUGCUAGCCCACAAACUGAAACUGGAUAGAUACUUGAAUUAUUUUGCAACAAAAUCGAGUCCUACUGGUGUGAUCCUGGAUCUCUGGGAAGCCCAGAACUUCCCAGAUGGAAACCUAAGCAUGCUGGCGGCUGUCUUGGAAGAGAUGGGAAGACAUGAAACGGUGGUGUCUUUGGCAGCAGAAGGGCAAUAUUAAAGCAGCCUUGAAGUGAAGAGGAAGGAGGAAAAAUGCACAGGGAGUCUGUCUGAUGGCUGGCCUGCAGGCCACAAUUGAGAAAGAAAACACAAGCCAGACCAGACCAAGUUGCUUCACAAGGAGAUUUCAGUGAAAGACAGAGAAAGAGAAAAAAAAAAAACAACCAGAAACAGCCAAUUUUCAUUCCCACUUUACUUGUACAUUAUCACAGGAGUUAAGAGGAAAAAAAAAGUGUAAAGUUGUACCUUGAAUAGAGAAAUCAACCUAACUUUCCUCUUAAUUGGGUUGUGCGCUGCAUGGUACAGGAUUUUACAGUUUCCUAGGAAACGGUUUUUAUUGCUAUCCAGAUAUAUUGGAUAAACUUUCUUAACAGACCCAGUUUCUAUGAACAUUGUUUACAUCCGAUUCGGACAGGGAUAAGGACACCGUUCAUGGCUCUUUCUAUUUUUGUUGAAACCAUUUGAAGUUGAAGCUCUGGACGCUUUGUUGUGUCUAUUUCAGAUUAGCAAUUUUACAGAGAAACCACAGACUUUUGUUACAAAUCUCGUGCAUCAGGUGUCUGGGAUAAUCCUCCCAUUGUCGUCCUGUUUCUAAGGCCUUGUUGUAGAACCCAAGCGUAACCAUUUGUAUCUGGAAAGUGGAUAAUCUGAGCGGAAAGCAGGCAUGGUUAAGACUCCUUAUUCCCUGCGGGCUCUAUCUAGUUCCAUUUUGGAAUAAGCUGUAGACUCACAGGGAAGAUAGUGGCUCAUUUCAACCAACAAAAACGCCCCUCCUCACAAUGUGUGUGUUUGUGAUAUGCAAUUUGGAGUGGUUUAAAAAGUAUCAUUAUUAUAAUCAUUAUCAUUAUUAUUAAUUAUUAUUAUUAUUAUCUAUUAGCAUUUACAAGUACUUUAGUACAAGGAUUUACUUUUAAUUGUUUCUGUUUUUGUCUACAGUGGCAUUAGGCAUUUGAGUGUUGACUAGACCUGUCUGAUCCUUCUCAAGCCUUCUCAGUCACUGAACCUCUCCCAGUCCUUCAACCCCUGGAGCAAAGUAAUUAAUGUCUACCCCUGGGCAUGUCUGAUCCUUUGGCUAGUCAGAGGGAGCUCCUCCCCAUUGCUGCUCAGACCCCUCAAUUCUCUGUCUGGAGGCCAUUCUCAGCCCAGGGAGGAGAAAAGCAGGGGUGGGGUUCCCAGCUCUCCUCAUGGUGGCCCGACUUCCCCAGAUGGGGCAGAAAAAAGACCCAAGGUCUAUGGAUGUGGAGGUGAGAGGUGAGUUCUGUUCACACUCUGCUGCUGAUGAGUUGUGUGAACAAAUCACUUAACUUCUUCAGUUUCUUCAUCUGUAGAAUAUGAGUGUUAGACUGAAUUUGUGCCCUCAACUAAUUGGAUUGAUCAUCUGUGAUGCAGACAGAGGAUGGGCCUUGCAGGCCUUUUCUCUACAAAUAACCUUCUGUCACUCUACAAGCACCCCUGAUAUAAGAGAUAUUUGUCUGAGUAAAUUAUUCCUGUUUAAUAUAUUGUAUUUGAUUGGCUUUCCAGUCUUGAGUGAGUGUUAUUGUGACACCAUAAGGAAUUUGACGAAAAUAACAUUGCUGUCUUUAAGGCAAGUUUCAAUUUUCCCGGACUAGUUGCAAAACUUGUGUGUGUGUGUGUGUGUGUGUCUUAACAAUGGUAGAACUCUUUCACUAGUUCCCUUUAUAAUGGACUUUAGGCUGGAUUUUUUUUUCCUCUAAAGCUCAUAUUGAUGACAUUUUGGUGACAUUUCUAUGGGAUAUUUUCUUUGUUAAAACAAUAACAAAGCAAACAUACAAUGCGUUGAUCCAUGGAGACCAACAAGGAGAAGUUGUGCCCUGGCACACACAAUUCUGACAUUUUUGUCCUUUUGCUCAUGACUAUCACAGGCUUUUUGUUUUAACACAGAAACUCAAUUCAUUCAGCAGGUGGGGAGAAAUUGCUCAGUAGACCAUAGUAACCAAACCAAUAUUUGAAUGAUGAGCAUGUGUGUGCAUGAAUUACUACCUUCAAAGCAUGGCUGUGGUUCAGCAUUGGACAGGUGUGUUGGUUGCUGGUCAGAGUGUACUUUAGAAUCCCCUAGUUCCAAACCUUCAUAGUUUCCUCUCUGCAUUCCAUGUGUCCUCUCUCCUAUUUUCCCAAUUUAUGAAAAUUUCCACACAGUUAGAAGCAUAGAUUUAGUGUGAAGAGGCACUAGUCCAGUCCCAUCAUUUCUCUUAUGAAGAAAGUGAGGCUCAAAGAAGAUAUAAGUGACUUACCCAAGGUUACCCAGGAAGUAAGUGGCAGAGGUAAAAUUUUAACCCAGGUCUUCAGACUCCAAAUCCAGCAUGUUUCCUACUACACCACAUUGCCUUGUAUCUUGCCUCUCCUCUUGGUCGCCUCUCUUAGCUUUGUAGCUUUCUAUUUUGUUUAGGUCUUAAGUUUCGGACUCUAAUUUCUUUGCAUUAGUUUUGCAUCAGAAAACUACUACAGGGGCAGCUAGGUGGCGCAGUGGAUAAAGCACCGGACCUGGAUUCAGGAGUACCUGAGUUCAAAUCUGGCCUCAGACACUUGACACUUACUAGCUGUGUGACCCUGGGCAAGUCACUUAACCCCCAUUGCCCUGCAAAAAAAAAAAAAAAGAAAAAAAGAAAAAGAAAACUACUACAAUUGAAAGUAUAAUCCUCAAUCUGAUGCCUCAUGCCCCUGCCCAACAACAACAACCAAGUUGCACUGCAAAUUAAAGAAAUGAAAAUAAAUUUAACCUUUCUGUGGAGAAUGCUUCUAUCUACACAAGAAAAGUAAAACAAACCAACCAACCCCCCUACCCCCCCGAACCUGAGCUAAAUAAGAAAACUAGAAAGAUGCCUUCAAGUUUAGACUGAUUUUAUAUUGUGGCUAAAAUUCUUGGGUAGGACGGAUAGGUCGAGAGAGGGAAGAGAAGAGAUGAAACCCAGCCCAAAUGUAUGAUCUGUUGUCCAGAGGAAAGUCCUACUCUGAAUUCCCUGGAUAAGCUUAUGACUCAGUUCCAAAAGAAAACUUGUAAAUUGCCCAUUGAUAAGAUAAUUCAGCUCUCUUUCCAUUGCUUGAGUUAAACGUUAGUUCUCGCAUCUGUUUCUGUCUUCACAUGAAAACUGAAAUGGAGAAUUGAAACAAAUGUCUCUGGAUACUUCUUGUAAAAGAAAAAGGAAGGUUUGCCUAAGAUGUCAGGGAAGUAAUGGGGGAAAGGUCAGAGGACUGCCUUCAUUCUUUGCUUCAUAUUGCACAUAGGGUCAGUUUCUUGGUGCUCAUCUAAGCAGAGACAUCCAUUGAGUCCACUUCCAAUUUACAUUUUGGAGGUUUCAUAGAGAGGACACUUGUCCAAGUAGCUUUUCCGACAAGGAGACUUUCCUCUACAAUGAGAUUGCUCCUCUCAGAAUCAUUUUAUUAACUCUCACUCCUUCUGGCAUUAGGAGAUGACAAGCAGAUGCAGAAGGUGUCUUUUGGGUUUUAGGGGUUUUUUUUAAUAGUCUUUCCCUGGAUUUCUGUUACAUUGAAGUAUCAAGUCCUUUCCUUGGAUAUCUUUUUGAAAGAUAACAAACCACAGGGCAUCUCAAAGCAAGGCUUCAUGGCAUCAACCAUUUUCUGCUCAUAUAUCCUACAUUUCCUUCUGAGAAAUUCUAGCCAGAGAGCAGCAAGCUUUCAUUUGCAUGGAAAAAGGGCUAAUGAAACAUUGGCACGUGCUGCCAUCUAGUGGCAACAAAACAGCCUAGCCUGGGUAUUCUUUUGCCCUUUGAAUGUAUAAACUAUUUGAAAUGUUAAAACUCCAGGUCAUUGAGAUUGUUAUGACAGAAACCUAGGCUGAAGAAAGAGGUUCUAUCAUCCCACUAGAUUCUUUUAUGAAGUGAAUAAAAGUGAAUAAAACCUCACUCAAUGACUACAAUAAUUCGGCCAUCCUGGCUCCCUACCCCCCACCCUCUAUCCUUUUAUAGGCUCAAAUUACUCAUUGUGGAACUUACAUUCUAGUAAGAGAAUGGUCAUGUCACUGUGACCCUACUGCUUUUCAGAUCAUUCAUCUACCAGGCAGCUCAUUGUAGCUUGGAUGACUGCUAGUAAUAUUGAUAUAGAGAAGUAUAGAAAACUCUAUAUGGAAAGCAUUUUCAGUCUUUGAUUAGAUCUAUGCUUUUUGUUUUCAUUUGUUUAAACUAUUUUAUUUCACUUGUAUUUCCAAAAGUUCCUUUUUUGCUUGUAUUUUAUAUAUCCAAGAGACAUCCAUUCAUAUACUGUUUUUAAGACAUUGAGUUUUUGUAGAUGCAUGCCAAUAUGCUGCAUCCAUAAAAAGGGCAAGCCUAGAAAAUGAGAAUGACUUUGAUGAGUUUUAUUUGUUUAAGCAUAU
Dromiciops gliroides (monito del monte) is the source of this 7943-nucleotide messenger RNA. RefSeq names its product unc-5 netrin receptor C (gene UNC5C). NCBI's taxonomy places the organism in Eukaryota, Metazoa, Chordata, Mammalia, Microbiotheria, Microbiotheriidae. The transcript is spliced from 17 exons. Gene Ontology annotation, biological process: netrin-activated signaling pathway. Gene Ontology annotation, cellular component: membrane. Gene Ontology annotation, molecular function: netrin receptor activity; protein binding. The coding region runs from base 744 to 3596 and encodes 950 amino acids. The record is from RefSeq and is a predicted model, not a curated record.